Messenger RNA from Gigantopelta aegis, 2424 nucleotides. Its product is annotated as palmitoyltransferase ZDHHC22-like. Lineage: Eukaryota; Metazoa; Mollusca; Gastropoda; Neomphalida; Peltospiridae. The transcript has a single exon. Gene Ontology annotation, molecular function: palmitoyltransferase activity. The record is from RefSeq and is a predicted model, not a curated record. Bases 390 to 1391 code for a protein of 333 amino acids.
GAUCAUGCAGCCUGCUAACAUAAUAUGUAGUUCCGUUCACAUUCGGUCGAGUUGUAACUGGUUACUGAUCAACACCUAUUGAAAGUUCGAAAUUGGCGAAGCGUGAAAAUAAUGUGUCGUCGCAAAUAUCAGUUUUGAACGGUUACAUGUAUCUUUGGUAAAGACCAGUUAGUGUCGAAAUAUUUAAAAAAAAUAAUGUCAGUAUUAUCUUUCUUGAUCUUGUAAUGCCGUUACUAUUGUCAUAUGCCCCUCCGUGUACUACAGUAUAUAUGUCACAUCGUUAUAUUACAUACACGAUUUAAUCAAUAACACAAGGGAACUCUACAAUAACUUCUCCCGCCACAAAUGUUUACAUCUCCUUGACGACCAGGUAAGGGAUUUCCUUUCACAUGUUGCGACUCGAUUUACCACUGUCAUUCGAGAGUUGUACUACGUACUGUCUUACAGUGGAUACGAAGAAGUUAUACACCACGCCAUUCGAAAUGGAGAGAAGAAAAACUGCAACACUGAAGGAAAAACUGGCCGAUCAUUAUCAAAAACGCGAUUUCACCGUGAAGCCAUCGAUUGCGAGUCAAGUUGGGAUGUGUUUCUUCGGCUUCAUGACCAUAUCGCUGCUCAUCGAGUCCCUAUCGAUUCUUAUCCCCACCCUGUACAAGGACGACGACACAAGCCGGCGGAUCUGUGAACUACUGGUCUUCUUCACACUGUUCGAGAUGGUCGGAAACUGGUACUUCACUUACAACGACGUCAAAAACCAUGUUAGAAAAACGUCCAAGGAUACCCACUUCCCAAAUUCGAUAGACACGCCCCCAGGAUGGAAAACCUGCCCCAUAUGUCAGAUGGAUGCGCCCCCGAGAUCUCACCACUGUGUUUUAUGUGGGAAGUGCAUUCUAAAGAGGGAUCACCAUUGCUUUUUCACGGGAUCCUGCGUUGGACUGCACAACCAACGAACGUUCGUUGUUUUUUGUGUGUACCUCAUAUGGGGAAACCUCUUCGCUUUAUUUCUUCAAUUGACUUACCUCAAUGACGCAAUGCCAAUCUUUUCUAGCAAUGCGCUAGAUUACGUCAUUUUUGUAGCACUGUGGCGACUAUUCACAGGUGCCAUGUCGAUAGGACUUUUCAUCAUUUUGGCUCAUGCAUAUCUAUGUGCCUUCUGUUUGGGAGCAGGGGUAUUCUUUCUGUGUUGGCAGACAGUUAUCAUCAUUAAUGGUCAGACAUCAUAUGAAGCUUGGAAACGGAUAUCGGCAUACCAGUCAUCUACAUUGGAAAAUGUGCGAUCCGUUUUUGGUCCCUUGAAGUACAGUUGGUUAUUACUGCUUUCACCAGUGCCAGUACAGUUGCCACACGAUGGACUAAGAUGGCAUAUCAUCAAAAAUAACAAAGGAUAUUAAUUUAGAAAGAGAAAAAGAAAUGCACAAGUACUUUGCAAACAAGUAUAUUGUGUAAAUGGAUCUGGGAUAGAAAGGGUUAUAAUAUACAACGUAGUUUGAUGAUACUGCUUGCAAGUGUUAAUUGUUGGCAAAUGAUGAAUUAAAGUUAUAAAAGUAAUGAAAGAGAGAGAGAUGUAUAUUGAAACCAGGGGGUGGAGUGGAGCAGAGGUACUGCCUUAAACUGAAGAUUGUCUUGACCCUUCAAACUGAAGGUGAAUUAAUACCCUUCCCUGUUUCUGGCAUCUUCAAUAUCGAAUCACAACUAUACUUUUGCUAUAUAAACCAGUAUGAUUGUGAAAAUAGAUCCUAGUUAUAAAGGGUUAAAUUACUUGAAAUUUACUCCUUAAAGAGCGAGAUGAAAUAGUAGUAGGCUUGAAAUUCAUGUUUUGGAAGCAAUCUCUGCCUCUUGACAUUUUAAUCUGGAAGCAAAUUCUAAAAAUUGACACACAGCUCAAACUUCUAGACCACUUACGUACUGAUAAUAACUUUACUAUAAUUUUGUGUACAUUUAAACUUGAUCAUUUUAACUGUUUUCCAUUUUCAUGAUACUAGUAUCUUAAUUUAAUAUUGGUCAUACUAAUAGCCGACACCAAUUUCUUAAUAAUCAGGGCCCGGUAUUACAAAGCACUCGUAACACUUGCGUCAGAAGUACACCACACGUUCAUUGCUUUAAGAUAGAAAACAAAAUCUGCUUAUAAAAUUGAUUAUCAGAAAGCAUAUUGUAUAUAUUAGAGUAGCAAUUGCCUCUUGCUCCCUAUCAAUUUUUAUUGUCCUAGUAGUUUCUUUUUUUAUUCAUAUAUACCGGUAUGUAUUUAUUUUCUACAUGUUUGUUAGUCUUGGGAAACUGCUGAAUAUACUCAAAAUGUGUAAGAUUAUAUUUUAUUCAUUUUAUGUAUUUUAAUAUGAAACUGCCAUUUACAUUUUUCUGUAUUAUAAAUGAAUGAGAAUUAUUUGUUCAUGCAUGGUAAUAUACUAAUAAAUCCAAUAAAAUUUU